AAUUAAUACAUUAGAAUUCAUUGCAUUACUAAUAUCAUGAAUUUUAUACAUUAAUAAUACACGUCUGUAUAACAUUAGUAAUAUAUGAAAUAAAGAAAUAUAGUACUAAAUAAAAUAUUAAUUUUCUUAAUAAAUUCUACCAAAAACGAACCCAAGUUGUAAGCCCAACAGAGAGUGGACCAACAACAAAAUGGCCUCCAAAAAUUUUGGCCCAAACAUUAAUGCCUAAGUUUUUGCUUCCACCACCCGCAAAUAUCGUUGCUUCCUAGAUCUGUGAUGCUACAUCGUUAUCAUCAAAAGAGCAAAAAGUGUAAAAGGGAAGGCCAAUUUGAACGUUUGACCAACAACAAUAAAAAAAGUUAUAAAUUAUUAUAGCCACGUAUUCAAUCUUAUCCCAAUUUUUCACAUGUCUUUGCCUUCUCAUUACUAGACUAGAUUAAUACUUCAUCCCCAACUCCUCACUUUAAUCAUCAAAAGCAAGCAUUUCUAUCCUCUUUUAUCCUUUAGUCAGAACAACUGCUACUACAACAACAAUGGCAACUCCAUUUUCGUGUUUUUGUUCUGCUCCAGUUCAAUCAUCAUCAUCUGCUUUAUCUGCUAAUCGUUUAAAUCCCGGUCAAAAACCAACUACUAGCUGGUGGACCCCACUUUUUGGUUGGUCCUCUGAACCGGACUACAUCGUUGAUUCUGGUUCUAGCGCGAUCAAGACCGCACCGCGCAGGGAGAUUUCAGGUCAAAAAUCGGAUUCCAAGUUCCAGCCUGGAUGUUUCACGGAAGAUAAGGCGAAAGAGCUGAGGAGAAAAACCAUGGAAACCUCUAAUUUCCAUGACAUCAUGUACCAUUCCGCCAUCGCAUCUCGUCUUGCCUCCGAUCUUUCCCCUCGGUAACAGAUCGCUGGUCUUUUUUUCUUUGCUGCCAAAUCAAUCUGUCCUCUUUUUUUCAGUUAUAUUUUCUAGUUUAUUUAUGUGAAAUAAAGAUCUGGUGGUGAUGAUUUCAAGGAUUUUGUGUGGAUUGUUAUUAUCUUUGUACUAUUGGUUGAUUGGUUGAUGAAAGCCAAAAGCAAAAAUGUAUGAUGUACUAAUUUGUAUCUUAAAAUGGUAAUGGAAUGUAGAUUAGUACUAUUAUUGCCA
Messenger RNA from Capsicum annuum, 1130 nucleotides. RefSeq lists its product as uncharacterized. The transcript has a single exon. NCBI's taxonomy places the organism in Eukaryota, Viridiplantae, Streptophyta, Magnoliopsida, Solanales, Solanaceae. The record is from RefSeq and is a predicted model, not a curated record. The coding region runs from base 534 to 887 and encodes 117 amino acids.